Morone saxatilis (striped sea-bass) is the source of this 2342-nucleotide messenger RNA. It is a transcript of the gene slc22a21, whose product is annotated as solute carrier family 22 member 21. Gene Ontology annotation, molecular function: transmembrane transporter activity. The record is from RefSeq and is a predicted model, not a curated record. Gene Ontology annotation, biological process: transmembrane transport. Lineage: Eukaryota; Metazoa; Chordata; Actinopteri; Moronidae. The coding region runs from base 213 to 1883 and encodes 556 amino acids. The transcript has 10 exons. Gene Ontology annotation, cellular component: membrane.
UUAAAGUUUAAGCUGCUUUACUGUGGCACAAACAAACCUGUAUGGAUCUCGUGUUGUGCCUUUAAAGAUUAAUUUAGGGUGGGUGGGAUGGCUUUGUGGCUCAAACAAAACCACUGCUUUUGAAAUGCCCACUCCAAAGUCCCUCAUUCGUGUCUGCUUUUAACUCUACCCCACUUUGUGUGCGCCGGGCGCGUCUAGCAACCACAAACAACAUGACCGACUAUGAAACCGCAACCGCCUUCCUCGGGGAAUGGGGACGUUUCCAGCAGCAGGUGUUUUACCUUCUUUGUCUCAGCAUCAUCCCUAACGGUUUUGCCGGCCUGUCCAUCGUGUUCGUCGCCGACACGCCGCCCCAUCGCUGCCUCAUUCCCACGCACAUCAACCUCACCGCAGCAUGGAAGAACAGCAGCAUCCCGCUGGAGGAGGACCACCACAGCGGCGCUUUGGUGCCCAGCAAGUGCUCCAGAUACAAACUUGAAGAUUUACUGAGUUUCUCGGACAGAGGCUUGCUGCCUGGGGUUGAUGUCAACCUGUCAAAUGUGGCAACAGAAGGCUGCUUGGAUGGGUGGGAGUACGACCGGAGCGUGUACAUUUCUACCAUCGUCACUGAGUGGGACCUGGUGUGUGAUGACAGGUGGAGGAACCCGCUGACCUCUUCUCUCUUCUUCUUUGGAGUUCUCACUGGCUCCUUCGUUUCAGGACAGCUGUCAGACAGAUAUGGGAGAAAAAAAGUUUUGUUUGCUACCAUGGCAGUCCAGACAGUGUUCACAUUCAUCCAGGUCUUCUCUCCAUCCUGGACUGUGUUCUGCGCAGUCUUCUUUGUUGUCGGGAUGGGACAAAUUUCCAAUUAUGUGGCUGCCUUUGUGCUAGGAACAGAGAUAUUAAGCCCACGUGUUCGGACAAUUUUCUCCACCGCGGGUGUGUGUCUUUUCUUUGGUGUGGGAUACUUGCUGCUGCCCCUGUUUGCUUUCUUCAUCAGAGACUGGAGGAUGCUUCUCCUAGGACUCACCCUGCCUGGCUUCCUCUAUGUGCCUCUCUGGUGGUACAUCCCAGAGUCUCCUCGGUGGCUGCUCUCUCAGGGAAGAGUAGAGGAGGCUGAGGAUAUACUGAGAGAUGCUGCUAAAAGGAACAAAAUUGAGCCUCCGGCGGUCAUCUUUGAUCCUUUGCAGAAAGAACUUCAAUCUGAGAAUAUGAAGGCCCACAACAUCUGUGACCUGCUUCGUUCUCCAAACAUCCGCUGGAUCUCUAUCACGCUGUGGUUGGUCUGGAACACUCUCACCAUCGCCUACUUUGCCCUUUCCCUGAACACGUCAAACCUUCAUGGCAACGCGUACUUCAACUGCUUCCUGUCAGCUCUGGUAGAGAUGCCAGCCUACACUUUGUCAUGGGUUAUGUUUCGCUGGUGUUCCAGACGACUGAGUCUUUUCUCAACUCUCUUCAUGGGAGGAGUGUUUCUACUCUUAAUUCAGCUCAUACCAGGAGACAUGAUUUAUGUAGCCAUAACACUUGAGAUGAUGGGGAAGUUUGCAGUGACGACAGCAUUUGCAAUCGUGUACGCAUACACAGCAGAACUCUACCCAACUGUACUGAGGAAUACUGCUGUGGGCGCCUGCUCUAUGGCCUCCAGAAUAGGCAGUAUCAUUGCCCCCUACUUCAUUUACUUGAGAAGCUAUUCUGUUUCACUGCCUUACAUCCUCAUGGGAAGCCUUACAGCUAUGUCAGGGUUGCUGAGUCUCCUGCUGCCUGAGAGCUAUGGAAUGCCUCUACCCGACACCAUCACUCACAUGCAACACUUCCCCGGAUGUUGUCGGAAGGCACCUUACACACUCACACACACUGAGGAAAAGGAAAACAUUGCUAAAAGGAACAAGGAGAAGGACUGAUAUCUGGCUUGAGGCAAAUAACUGGACAAACAUCAUGUCUCUGUCCGUGUUGGACCACGGAACAUGACACUUAUUCAAAUAAUAUAAUGGUACCUUGAGAAAUGUUUUCUCUAUGAAAGCAAAAUACUGUGAAAUGAAAAGUGUCAUAAACUUCUGUGCAUGUUAAGCACCAAUGCAGUUUUUACCAUACCCACAUAUUACUGCUCUUCACUGAUGAAAAUGGGAACAGUAAAUAUACAUAAAAAGUUUGUAAUAUUCUGAUACCAAUGUAAUCACAACUAGAAGCCACAUUUAAGGUUUUAUGGCACAAAUGCAUCUUCAGCUUCACAUUUAACACUUGAAUCUUUCAUAUGACAGUGGCUUGUGAAUAUUUUGUACACAUCUUUCUUUAAUUUACUCCAAAAUGAUUAUAUAUGUUCAAGCACAUAAGUAUAAGCAAAUAAAUCAAGCUUCAUGUAA